Staurois parvus is the source of this 606-nucleotide messenger RNA. NCBI's taxonomy places the organism in Eukaryota, Metazoa, Chordata, Amphibia, Anura, Ranidae. The record is from the annotation of a GenBank genome assembly.
AUGGAGGGCAAAGUCUUCGUCUUCCCCCAUGAAGCCAACACAUCUCAUGUCAUUCUAAGACCUACAAUCACAAAGCCAUUGCAGGAAGUCAGCGUCUGUCUACGCUCCUAUUCAGAUCUUUCACGCUCCUAUACGGUCUUCUCUCUUGCUACUCCCGUCCCGGGAAGGACAACGCCUUUUUUCAUCUACUUACAGCCCCCAAACACUUGUUCUGUACACAUCAACCAGGAAGACACUUAUUUUAGGACAGACUCGGAGUCUUUGGACUGGAGGCACAUCUGUGUGACCUGGGACUCCAACACUGGAGUGGUCCAACUUUGGGUCAAUGGGAAACUCUACCCCAGAAGAGUCUCCAUGAAAGGGUCUUCUAUUGCAGCUGAGACCAGCAUUGUCCUGGGACAGGAACAAGACUCUUUUGGAGGAGGGUUUGAUGCUUCUCAGUCAUUGGUUGGUGAAAUAAGUGACAUCCACAUGUGGGAUUAUGCCCUGACACCAGAAGACGUCCAUAAAGUCAUCUCUGGCAGACACAAUGGAAAUGUCAUUAAUUGGGUAUCUCUAUACUAUGAAAUCAAAGGGGAAGUUCUUGUCCAGCCCAGACUUCAGUGA